Molecule: messenger RNA, 306 nt
Organism: Knipowitschia caucasica
Lineage: Eukaryota; Metazoa; Chordata; Actinopteri; Gobiiformes; Gobiidae
Source: the annotation of a GenBank genome assembly
AUGCCCUGCGCCAGCCCCUCCCUGCCGCUUGUCUCCGCCCGCUGUGGGGCGUGUUCGGAGCGGCCCAGCCCACCUCGCAGCCCGGAGCGCACAGGGUUAAGUCGAUCCUCGGUAAUGGGAUGUGUUUCUCGUCUCUUGAAGCGCAGCAGCAGGUCGCUCUCGCUCACAUUCUGCGCGCAACGAGAAGAGGUCGAGGCGUCGGCAUGGGCUGAGCUGCUCCCAGACGCGACAAUGACACACGGAGACUGCCUUUACGCGUGGAUUAUACUCUUUUUGCAGCCCACGGAGCUCUACACCGUGGAGUAA